Diospyros lotus (date-plum) is the source of this 1037-nucleotide messenger RNA. Its product is annotated as stress enhanced protein 2, chloroplastic. The transcript is spliced from 2 exons. Gene Ontology annotation, biological process: cellular response to high light intensity. Bases 79 to 651 code for a protein of 190 amino acids. The record is from RefSeq and is a predicted model, not a curated record. NCBI's taxonomy places the organism in Eukaryota, Viridiplantae, Streptophyta, Magnoliopsida, Ericales, Ebenaceae.
CCCGCCCCCGCCACCGCCACCGCCCCCACGUCCACGCUCAAACUGUACUGCUCCAGAUUCUCGAUCCUUCUUUUCCUCAUGGCGACGGCCGUCCGGCCGGUGUUCUGCGAGCUCAAGUCCACUAAACCGGCGGUCUCCCUCCCUGUUCAGAGAGUCAGGGGCUCCGAGCUGUUGCCGACGACCAAGGAUAACGUGAAGAUCGUCUUGCAGCCUCGCCUCUGCACUCUCCGAUCGUACGGAUCCGACCGCGCCGGCGUGAUCAAGCCUAGAAAGGACGGACGCGACGACGAAGCUUCUCCGUUCUUCGCGACGCUGUCGGACUACAUCGAGAGCUCCAGGAAGAGCCAGGACAUCGAGACCAUCUCCGGCCGCCUCGCCAUGAUUGUGUUUGCGGCGACGGUGACGCGGGAGGUGGUGACGGGGAGCUCGGUGUUCAGCAAGAUGGACUUGCAAGGGAUCGCCGAGACGGCGGGCGUGUGCUUCGCGGCCGUGGCCUGCGCGGCGACCUUUGCUUGGUUUUCGUACGCGCGAAACAGAGUGGGGCGAAUUUUCUCCACCAGAUGCAGCAGUUUGAUCGAUGCGUUGAUUGACCAGAUUAUUGAUGGCUUGUUCUAUGAGAGCGAACUAACCGAUUGGUCCGAUGAGAUUUGAGGCCGCAUAGAGAAGAGAGAAGAUCACGAAUUCAAGACGUCGUGGCCAGAAAGGUAUCGAAAACCUUGCUUUGUGCUACCAUUUUGCAGAUUAAUCUUUGAAUUAAGUUACUAAUUAGGCCCGCGUAAUUAAGAAAGUAUACAGAUGAAUAUGAUGGCGCGUUGCAAUGAAGCCUAUGAUAAAAUAAAGACUAUAACAAGGACGACAGAGUAGUGAAUCAAAUUUAAGCAUCCAAUUUAAGAUUUGUUUGGUAAUUGGUAUAUACCUUGGAUGUUGCUGAUAGGUAGGAGUGCUCAUAUCUCAUGGGCAUAUGUGCAGUUCGAGGGUUGGCUUGUAUACAAAUUUCUUUUGUGUACACUCUAAUGAAAUUGAGCUGGGUUCAAGUA